This is a messenger RNA of Saccostrea cuccullata (small rock oyster), 5878 nucleotides long. RefSeq names its product cilia- and flagella-associated protein 65-like. NCBI's taxonomy places the organism in Eukaryota, Metazoa, Mollusca, Bivalvia, Ostreida, Ostreidae. The record is from RefSeq and is a predicted model, not a curated record. Bases 122 to 5500 code for a protein of 1792 amino acids. The transcript has 42 exons.
GGCACACAAGGAGCAAAUAUACUUUGGCUCAACGCUAAAACUCUCACGUCAAACAUAGCAACACGGCCAUCUUUAUUUUAUUUACAUCAUGGCGGAUAUUGAAUGACAACAAAAAACAGCCAUGCCAUCAGUGGUUGAAGUAAGCCAGCCAGUGGCUGUACCAACAUCCAUACAGCCUGUAAAACAGUAUUUACCUCAAGUGACACAGUUAUCAACUGCAGAAAAGACUAAUUAUCAUGGCAUUGAAGUGAUAAAUGAAAUCGUCUGGCAAGGAUGGGAGCCAGGAAGAGAAUACACCAAGAAUAUUGUUUUAAAGAAUGUGAAUGUAAAAACACAGAAAAUAAAGUACAAAGUACCAAGUACUAGAUUUUUCUCAACAUUGUAUCCAAAGCCUCUUGUGCUUAGUGCAGGAACCAGUUUCUCACUGCCUGUUACAUUCAGACCUCUCGAAAAAGUGGUUUAUAAUGAUAAAAUAGAAUUUCACUUAAAAGAUGGAUCAUUUGAAGUUCCAAUCAGAGCGGUGCUUCCACAGGUUGAUAUCUCAGUUCCAGAUUUCUUGGAUUUUAACAUGUGUGCUGCCAAAGAUGUGGUUCACACAACAUUUGAAGUCAGGAAUACGGGGGAUUUGGAAACAAAGAUUGAAUGGGAAAUUAAGUCACCAUUUACAAUAGAACCCAGUGCUGCAAUCCUAAAAUCUGGUUCUGUCAGACAUUUCAAGGCAACAUUUACACCAAUUACCGCCUGUGUUUAUCAAGGAGAGGCAGUAUGUAAAUAUGGACCGGAACUCACACAUGGAAAAGUAACAAAACUGGAAGGAAUAGGAAAAUAUCCACACAUUUUGGUCUCUGCGCUUGGAAAGCCUUCUAGCAGUCUGAACUCUUCAAACCAAGAAGAAGAGAUAAAAUUUUCCUCUACUCCUGUUGGAUCUACUGUACAGAAAUGGGUGGAACUCCAUAAUUUAGCCCCUGUUCGUGCUCCAUACAAGGUACAGCAUCCCUCCAAAAUGAGCCGCAUCGACACUGUGUUUGCCUGCCCACAAGACGAGGGGAUUGUCCCACCCAUGAGCUCAGUCCGCAUCCCAGUAACAUACAGUCCAAACACAGUAGACACCACCUCUACUGAUUACUUCAAUGUUGUUACUAUUGGAAAUAUCAGCAAAGCAGUCAUCAAAUGUGUUGGAUCUUCUAAAGGUCCUACAGUUCAUCUUGGAGCAAAGAAUGUCAAUUUCAUGCAGAUAGAUCUGGGAGCUGUGGCCACUAGGACAGUGGAUAUCAUCAAUAGUUCAGAUAUAGAGGCCACAUUUCAGUUUAUGCUGGACUGUAAUGAAAGUGUGUUUAAGCUUGAGAAGACAUCAGGAGUGAUACGACCCAACACAACAGUGACAGUCGUUAUGAAGUUUGUCCCCCAGCAUCCCAUCAACUACUACAGGAGGGUCACUUGUAUGAUUCACAACCAGGGUCCCUUGCUUUUGGACCUUCUCGGAACAUGUCAUGCAGAACUUGUCAAACCAGCAGUCCUGCUGUCCAGACAUCUAGAUAACUACAAGUGUCAUGUAGAGAGAGGACUAUCUGUCUAUCCACCAGAGCAACUAAAUGAGAGCUUAAAAACAGGAAAACUGGAGUUAGAUGAUGCUGGAUGUCUGAUGAUUCCUGAGAAAUCCGAGACAGACACUGAGCCUACACUUUCUGUUGUUCCUCCAAUGGAUGAGUACUUCAACGAUGGCUUUCACUGUGAUAUCAAUAGUUCUGUUCCACAUGUCAGCAUAGACACAAACAUUGCAGACUUCGGACAGUGUUCCAACAUGAGAACUAUAGAAGAUAAGAUAAUCAAUGUAACAAAUCACACGUACGGCAAGGUGACCAUUCAGUGGAAUUGUGGGAAUGAUAAAACAUUUUCUGUCAUGCCAGCAACUAUGGACAUCCCUCCUCUAAAGUCCUGUGCUUUCCAAAUCACCUUCAAACCUACUGUCCCUAACCAGUUUUAUGGAGCAGAACUGGAAUGUUUUGCUUACUACAAGAGUUUAAGAGAUUAUCGUUUGGUGGAGGAUAACACUCACUGCCCCCCUUGGUGCCUCACUCUCACCUGCACAGGUCAAACAUUCCAGCCAAACAAUGAGACGUUCCUGCCACGUUUGUGUUUCGACACGACACGUCUUGUUUUCCCUGCGGUAAACACUAAAGAAUCCACCUACAGAACUCUGCUGUUGACCAACAAUGGCACCACACCCAUACUGUUUGACAUUCAGAAAGAUCCCUCAAAUACGUAUACUGUAAAACCAAGCAAAGCUUUGCUGAAAGGACAGCAGCAGGUGUUUGUGGUCAAGAUAACCCCCAAUGAAGUGAAGCACUAUAAGCAUGACCUGACCUUCAGACUCAACGAUGAUGAAAAAUACAACAAGUGUGUUGAGUUAUGGGGCUCAGCAGAAUCACCUGAAGUUGUACUGGAUACAGAGGGAGUUAUGUACUUCAAGCAGACCUGUAUUGGAACCUCCUCUACUAAAGACUACACCAUCAAAAACAUAUCUAGAAUACCACUCAGAUUUGAAUGGAAAAUGGUGCACAAGGACAAGCAACUGUUGUCAGUCACUCCAUCUUCAGGCAUUAUUCAGCCCAAUGAAUCACAGGCCCACAGGUGGUCGUUUGUACCUGCAGCUGAGGAGAAGUAUGUUAUGAAGCCCUAUCUGAUAGUCUGGGGCCAGGGAUUCCACAGUUCCUCAUCAGGAGGCAAGAAAAAGCAGUUCACGGUCCGCGCCAUAGGGGAAGGCUCCAUUGGAGACAUCAAGGCUGAUAACACGUACAUUGACUUUGGUGAUGUGGUGGUGGGAAGCUCCACCUCUAAGAUGAUCAGCAUUGUCAAUAACAGUACCUGUAGUCUCCAUUACUGCCUGAUUGUCGACCAGACAAUGGAUGGACCAUACCCAGAGGAAAUCACUAAGGAUGACAAACUUGCCUUGAUUCUGGACAGAACAGAGGGAGUGCUACCUGCCAGGUCUAGACAUAAGAUCCUGGCUACAGUCAAACCAAUCAGGAGAGUCAACUAUCAGUUUGCCAUCUCCUACAAACUUGUCACCCCACAAGGUCAAGUGGUAGAUUCCAAGUUGCAGGAGCCUCAGCAUUUGUGUCACAUACUGACUACAGGCGUGUUCCCAGUGAUGGCCGUCACUGAUGCUCGAUGUUACGGCAGUGCAGUAGGCAUCAGUAAAAAACAACUCUGGUCACUCUUCUCACUGGACAAUUUGAACUUGUGCCUGGAUUCUGAUCCUUCUGCAGAAGAACUUAGAUACAGUGUUGCCACAAGACACAGUCAUGCUAGAAGACCUCCAGUGUACACUAGAGCCAUCAUGGACUUCAACUUUAGUGCUGCCCCACUGGAUAGUGAGCCGUGUGUUGUAAACCUGAUGUUUGAAAACACUGGAACAGUGGCCACUGAAUGGUCCUUCCUGUUCCCAUGUGAUCUUCAACUUGAGCUGGAAUACUGGGCAGAAACUGGAGAGUUUGAUGAGGAUGAACUUCAUGAGAUGAAGGUGAUGGACAACAAGCUUUUUGCCAUUGAGCCUCAGCAAGGUAAACUGGAACCUGGCGAGUGUAAGACGGUGACCUUCACCUACAGACACACCAUUGCAGGGACAGACAGACUUCCUGUUCUCCUCAAACUGGCCAGGGGCAGAGAAAUACUGCUGAAUUUCAUUGGAGUUACUGUGGAACCAGAGAGGAAAUACAUCCACUUCCCGUCCAACAAACACAUGUUUACACCUGUUGCUGUCGGUGAAAAAGUCAGUCCUAAACAGGUGUAUGAGUUAUAUAAUGGUGGAGCUACACCCGUCAGGUUCAACUUUGACCUGGCCCCUCUAGAACUCCUACGCCAGGAGAACUUUGACCAGCCCAUCUUUGAGUGUCUGACACCCAUUGGAGAAAUUCCACCAGGCAGAUCUUACUCCGUGGAAUGGAGAUUCUCUCCAAUUGAGGCCAAGACAUACAUGAUUGAUGUUCCAGUCCAUGUUCACAAUGGAGACACGGCCAUUGUGACAUUUACUGGUGUGGGCUUUGACAGACGGGUGAUGGGGGAUACCAUGCCAAUCACAGACCAGCAGGAUAUGACAGGAGUCCCGGGGGUCCAGAGUGUGUCUGUUCCAGGACAGCUGAUGUACCUAUCACAAGAGAGACUGUCCUUUGGAAAUCUGCCCCUAUUCAGUCGAGCCAGGAGGAUGGUGUUUGUUACAAACAAGGCUAAGGAUCGGGAUGUUUCAUUUGAGUGGCAUGUCACUUCACAAGCUGAUGCCCAGUACCUGUCAAUCUCCCCAGUGAGAGGUAGACUGUCCCCCGGGGAGAGCCGUAUGUGCCGGGUUGUCUUCAUCGCCUGUGGAGUCCCAUCCUUCUAUGACCUGGAUCUGGUUUGUGAAGCUACUGAUGAACUAGAGAUGGACAAAUAUAAGAAGGAACUGGCUGCAUGGGAGAAAGAAAAAUACAGACAGAAGUAUGAGUUCUGUAUCACUGAGAAUGAUCUGGAUGCUGACCAGAGGCUCUCAGACAAUGUGGAAAUUGUGGAACGAUCCUCAAGUCGCCUCAAGUCUAUGGAGGAGAAAAAGAUGGAAGUAGAAGGAGAACUCACUAAAUACAAGACACUUCCACCAAUAAAACAGCUGUCUCCUGACGAAAGGAAAGUUCUGGAGUCCAGGAAGAAGAAGAAGGAGAAUGAGUUAUGGGAGAAACCCUCACCCCCAGUCCCCUUUCUCUUACACCUGGGGCUGACCGCCAGGACCCACGACAUCAGGGAGUUCCAGUCCACAUUCCCCGAGGAGUACAGGAACUUCUUCAUUGACAGGUCAAUGAGUGAGAGAGUAAGCAAGAGUGCUGGUAGAAAGCAGGCCUUAGUUGAGAGUACCUCUACUAUUAUACCCUGCAGUACUGGAGAGGCAGAUGUCAUAUCAGGGGUUCUCAGCAAUGUUCUGAGAGGUUUAUUAGAUGACACCUUUUUCCAUGAAGCUGUUAAAAAAGUCAUCAAUGAUGACAUUCCAUUGUAUGCUCAAAUUGGAGAGAGACCCGCCACAGCCCCACCGGUAGAAAUGAGGGCGGGGCCCAGCGGGAAGACCAAGUCGACCCAGGAGGAUUCCCCCCGGGAGGAUGUCAGUCGUGUGUCCUCUGCCACACUUCCUGUCUCUCCUGAGGCCACGCCCCCUUCAUCAGCUGGCAGUAAAAAGAGUCAGAAGAGUGAAAAGAAGAAGUCAAGAAAAUCAAAGACCCCAGUAAAACACACAGUUGAAGAAGUGGAAAAAGUAAAGAAAGAAGGAGAAAAAAUAAAGGAAAAACAAAAUGUCAAAAAGGUACCCGAGUUUGGCAAUGCUGCAGAAUCAAUAAUCGAGAACACGCUGCUGAACAUCGUAACAGAGGCAUUAUCUGAGGAAUUCAGCAUUACUGCUCGACCACGAUUUAUCGCUUUACCCAAGAGAACAGCAUCAGCCAAAAGCAGACAGUCCAACCAAAACAAUGCCAAGAAAAACUAAGUUAUUAAAUUAUUCAGCAUAAUGCUGUGUAUUUAAAAAAACAAACAGUUUGCACCAUUGAUCUGUAACACUGUACUGAAACUUUAAAAUAUGUGUUGCUUGACUUUUUUUAUGAGGAAAGCUUGGAUUUUUUUUUUGAGUGAAAGAUAAAAAAGCAUUUACAUAUAUUGUUUAAUUUAAGAUUUUAUAUUUACUGUAUGAAUACCUGAAUAUACUUUAAAAAGUUUUGAGGAAAACAAGUUAAGAGAACUUCUCAGAAAAAAUGUGAUAUUUUUAUAAUAAUGUUUUGUUGUACUCUUGUUGAAUUUGUAUUUAUGUAUCUCUGUGUCUCUGCUCCGUCCAUUGGCAAAUUAGUUUCAAUAAACAUGUGAUACCUUU